Molecule: messenger RNA, 10016 nt
Organism: Mobula hypostoma (lesser devil ray)
Lineage: Eukaryota; Metazoa; Chordata; Chondrichthyes; Myliobatiformes; Myliobatidae
Gene: ice1
Product: KIAA0947-like (H. sapiens)
Exons: 19
Coding region: 58-7005 (2315 amino acids)
Source: RefSeq, a predicted model, not a curated record
GGCGCGGCGGCUGCGGGCGGCCGAGUGAGGUCGGAGCGGCGGCUCCAGCCCGGCAACAUGAUGCCUGGGGAAUCGCGUUCGCAGGCGGCGGACACCGGGCCCGGCUCCGCGGACUCGGGCUCCGGGACAGGCCCCGCCCCCUGUCAGAACUGUUACAGCUUGCAGCAGAGUUUAAAUGAAUAUGUAGCUGCAUUUAUUGCACUGAAACAGAAAAUCAUCGACACAGAUCAUGUUCUCGCAGAAUAUCAGAAGAAAUGUGAUGAGCUCCAGAAAACUGAAAGAGAUCGGAAAACACUCCGAGAUCAACUAGAUGAGUCGUUGCAGAAAUUUGAACCUCUGGAAAAAUGCAAAGAAGAAUUGGAUGCUCUGAGGGUGGAACUGGAAGAAAAGAGGAGUUCCAUCAAGAUGUACCAGCAGACUCAUUUAGAAUUCAGUAAAUUGGAACAAGAGCGGAUAAAAAACGAUGCUUUAAACAAGAAAUUGGAAAUGCGGAUAAAAAAGCUGGAAGAAACGACGAGUAAACAAAAUGGAGAAAUAAAGCAACUGAAAAAAGAAAAGACAGCAUUGGAAAAAAAUUUAAAGAAAACUCAGGAGAAACUGCUGACUCAGCAGAAGAAUGGUGUAAAAGUUUUAAAAGGUACGGAGAAAAAGAAAGCUGCAUGUGAUGUACCAAGAAUAGACAAAAAUAAAGUGAAGCUAUUACUUGAAGAAAUAUGGACGUGCAUUGAAAAGUCUGGUAUCCAGGAAAAGCAGAGCAAGGGAAGCACGGACAGCCCAGAGAAGAAAACAAAUUCAUGGAAGAAAUGCAAGACGCCCAGGAGAAAUAUAAUUAACCGACGUCAUAACAGUCCAGUGGAGAAGGAGUCGCCACCAUCCUCAUCAUUGCAUCAGUCAAAGUGUGACCAAGAAAGCAAUGAUCAGAGUGAGCUGGACGAGAGUCUGAUUGAUGAAGGACUGAAAGCCAAUGGAGAGAGUGCCUUCUAUGAUGAUGAGAGUGCAGCAGUGACUAAACAUCAGGAUCCUAAUGACAGUCCAAAUGCAUCAAGUAGUGAUAGUGAAGAUGGAGAUGAUGAGCAAGACGCUUUAAGCCAACAACUGCAAGAAAUACUUUACUGGGCUCAACCCCUUCCACCUCAACUCUCUCCACUGCCCUAUUCAUCUUCACUUUCACCCAGAAAGCAAAGCACGUUUGGAGAUCUGACGGAUUCAAGUGAUGCUGAAGGUGGUGAUCUCCCGCGACAAAACUGCAGUGAAAGGUUUUCUGAGACUGAUCAGCCUGAUAGUUCUAUGUGCACCAAGACCAUGGUAACAGAUCAGUCAUCUACCACAGAAGUUGGCUUCUCUGAAAGUACAACUGAAACUGAGAAAACAGAUUGUACUCAGACAGGAACUGUUAACGUGAAUGUGCAAAGUGUGGCUGAAACUGAGACCGGGGGUGAGGCAUCGUAUCCUGGUUUAAUUGCCGAGGGUGUUCAGUGUAGAAAUGAGGACAACACUGAAGCACAAUCAAUGCUAGAGGAAACAAGAGUGAACACUGAAAUGACCAAAUCCCCAGAAAUACAGAGUGCUGAUGUUCUUCCUAUACCCAGCAGUUUCUUUGAAGAGGAUUUCAUGUCUGCUGAGCACAGUUAUCUUAAGGGGUUUGAUGCCUCCAGAUACACUGCAGUUUCCGCUCUACUGAGCCUUAAAAUAAUGGAGCCCAGACUUGAAAGGCCAAAGGUAAACAGCAAUACUGAAAAUGGCAUACAAACAGGUAUUAACCAAGGGGACACGGAGAAUCUUUUACAAGAAACCAGUUCUUGUGGACAGCUAGGUCCAACUUCAGAAGAAAUGGAAGUGGAAGAAAUUCAUUAUAAACUUUCUACAUGUGACAGUCGAAAUGAAUGUACAGUAGCUCCUGUGCUGGUCUCUAAUGGGCAGGACCCAAAAUCAGUUGAUGUGGCAAAAGGACAUACAAGUAAUAGCACAGUAGAAGAAGUAAUUUUGCUUCCAGAGCUUAGUAACACUGUGGUAAAUGAUGCUACUGAGGACCAAUGCAUUCCUAAGGAGGAUAUGGAGUUGGAAGAAGUUCAUCGCAAAGGCAAACAGCGUGCUGAAAGUACACAGAUUUCACUGCGAUCAACUGAUGUGGAGCUUUCUCAAGCAGAGUCACCAGUAAGGGAGCAAAAUCUGAAGAUAAUGCAAAUGCCACCACGUGCUGAGAGUUGCUGUUCCAUGGAGACUGGUUUUUCUCAGGGCAGUUUCAAAACGUUCACCUCUGCAGGGUCAGUGAUGGAGAAAACUAAUUCUGCUGAUUCGGUAUACCAUCAAGAGAAGCAUGAAUUUGGAGUGAAAGAGCAAGGCAGGCUUGAGAAAAUGGAGGAGGCAGCACCACCAGGAGAUUUGGAGUGUCCUGUAGAAACUGAUUCAUCUCAGGAUGAGUCAAAGAAAUGUGUUUCUGUGGAGAAUAAGGGAAUAGAGAAGAUUAAUUCUCGUAGCUUAAUAUCUGGUAAUGAAAAAAGUAAAUCAUCGGUGGCUUCUGUCCUGCUUAAUGCCACUGAAGACUCUGUGGUAAAGAAACAAGAUGACAGAAUGCAAGGAAAUACUGUACUUGAUGCUACUGAGAGUUCUAUCAUUGCUGAUGUUGCUGAGGGUGGAGCCAAAGACUCUGUUUGUGCUGGAGAUGUAUUGGGUUCUACUUCUCAUCGUGGACUUGCAGUAUCUUCAGAACAAGAGUUUAUUCAACAGAAUCGAUCAAGGGUAACAAUAAAGGAAAAAGAUAGACUCAACGGAUCGGUGGAGGUGACGUCUCUUGAGUCUGAUGGUCCUCUUGUAGCUGAUGUCACCCAAAACAGUUUAAAGUACGAUGUUUUUAUUGGGAGCAAUAGAAUGGGCUCAAAUGCUGAAAGCCCAAAAGAUGAAUGCACGUCUGCUGUAGUGUCAUUCUCUUCUCAGCAAGGCAAAGUAGCAUCUGCAAUAAUGCGUCAAGAUUUUCCUAGCAAAGCAGAGGAGACUCCUCCAUUUGUUGAGUCUAAUAUUUCAAUGUCACAAGUGGAUGUUUUAGACAAGGAAAAGGACUGCAGUUCUACUGGGGAGAUGGAGGAAGUCACAUCUGCCAGAUCUACACCUUCUCAACGCACGGUGAAUUCAAUUCAGUCUUGCACUGAAAAAUCGCAAACGAACUCCAUGAUCAAAGUGGAUGAUAUUAUUACCAAAGCAAAAGUAGCAUCUUUUCUUGUGACUGACUCUUCUGUUGUAACUGAUCUUGCUCAGGACAAUUCCACAGAAUGCACUUCCACUGAAGUGCCUGACAAAUAUGAAAAUAAGGACACCUGUUCCACACAGACCAAAUCUGUUCAUGUUGCCGAAUGUGCAAGUCCUUUUGAUAAAUGGAAAGAUAGGUUAAUGGAAAAUAAGGAAAUGGAGAGAAGUGAAAUGGAGGAGAUAAACAAUCAAUCUGUAAAGUUAUUAGGGGAUUAUUUAUCUUCUGGUCAGACUUUCCCAAGUUUUCAACCCAUCUCAGAUGAAUCCUCAGGAACAAAUAUGUCACAGAAUAUUGCAGGGCAGCAUUUGGGGCAGAACAGCGCUGUUGAUACCUCAGAAUCUGAGGAACGUUCAAACACGGGAAAAAACCUUUGUAAGGUGAACAAAGACCUUCAGGCCCAUGAGGCAGGAGUCUCAACACCGAUGCGGAAAAUCAAGAAGAGAAAACAAUGGAAGAGAAAGACUCCAGCACCCACUAAAAGAACACAGAAAGUUGUUCAUCAUAAGUUGGAUGGUAUGGGCACGACAGCUGAAAGUGCCACAACAGAAUGUCAAAACCUGGAGCCUGAAGUUCAGACUGAGAAUCGCAAAAUGGAAUUUGGGCAGCAGUGCUUCCCUGUCAAUAACCAUGCUACUGUUCCUUAUUCGGACUUACCUUUUGAUUCUGAAAGCAUUCCAGCUGCUAACAAAACAGUUUGCAAUAAAGAAAGCGUUACAAAUGUCCAAGAGUCGACAGCUAUCCGUCCUGACUCCAAUGAACAUAAAACUAAACGGCUCACUUUCGAUAAGUCACUUAAACAAGGCUCCUGUCAAACUCCAGUGCUUCAUAAACACAGUAAUACAAAUGUAAAUUAUGAAGCUGCAAGAAAUUCUGGUAAUGUAAUGUCAGUAGAGUGUGAAACAUCAGAUUUAGAUAACCCUGCAAAAGAAGUUUGUGACAAUGAGACUUGUUCUGAAUCAAGCCGUAACAAUGACUCGUUACGCUGUACACAAGUAGAAAGUAAACAUUUUGCAGGAAACAAUUGUAAUCAUAAUGACCCAGCAGAUGUGGAAAACUCAGAAAGCUCCUCUGAAGUCUGUUCCUAUCAGGAUGCUAACAUUUGUACAAAAGAACUCUUGGGCAUCCAAAUGAACAAUAUUGGAAUUGCAGAGCAAAUACCCAAUUGCACAGUAAGUGCAAAAGCAGUUAGAAGUUCUACAAACACAACCUUAAAAGAACCCUCCGUUUACUUGCCUUCAAUACAAAAAGUAGAUAAUUCAACGCAAACAGAGUUAAUAUGUAAUGGGUCGCAUGUUGUGCUCUUUGCUAGGAAUAAUUGGCCAGCUACUUCGAAAACACUUUCUCAGGUGGGCUCUAAUGGAGAAGAUAAAGGUAAAAUCCCAAAAGGUAAAGGUAAAAUCCCAAAGUCAAAGAGUGCUUCUUCCCUUCCUGAUGCAGCUUCAGGUGAUCAGAUGCCUAUUGGAUCAGAGUCAAUGCAUGGGAAAGAGGUAUUACUUGAAAGUACAAGUGAUAGCUCGGUGAAUUCAAAGUCGCUUGGAACUUCAGUAAGUGAUCAAACCUGCAUGCCUUCAAGUAACAGGAAAAUACCAAGUGUUUUGGUAGAUGGAGACGUACAGCAAGAUGGCAAUGUACAAAAGUCAAAACUACAAACCACCUACAAAAGGCGUGUAGCUUUAAGAAAAAAGAGCAGAGGUUCGAAUCCUGACAAUCUCUCUGUGAUUGUGAAUACUGAUGCAUCCGCUGCAAGAUUGUGCAUGGAAGAAAUCCAUGAAGUGAUGUUAGAAAUGGGGCAACCUCUGCCACCUUUGCUGCCACCACUAGUCGCCACUCCUCCGCGAACCGUGAGAUCUACAAGAGCUCAAUCCUCUCCUGCUGCAACAUCCUGUGUGGCUUCUGUCUGUUCCCCUGUAGAUGACUUGGUUUCUUCAAAAGAGACCUCAAAGGUAGCGUUGGAUUCAUCUCCAUCGGAUCAUUUGCAACAGAAGUCUCCUCUGGUGCAUUCCCCAUCACCUUUAGAAUUUGCAAGAAAUGAAAGAAUCCAGUCUUCUCCAUUACAGUUUUGCACUACAACCCCCAAGCAUGCUGUUCCUGUGCCUGGGAGGCUACCUCCAUCUACGUCAGCAUCGGCAAAUGCAACUUUACCUCAGGAGAAUUCCGUAAAAAUUCUGGAUGCCAUGUAUCCCAAUCUUUCUGCACGAGCACGGACUUUAAAUAUUCUCCGUGGUAAUGUUCAGCUCAGCAUGCGUGGUGGCCCUGCAGAAGGUGAGAGCCAAGCCGGGCCAGUGAAUCAAAUCAUGGGGUUCAAAGCCAUCAACUCAUCUCCAACUGCAUUUGUAAAAGCAGGAAGCAAUUCCAGAUCAGAAGGGCCGGCAAAAGAUUUGGAGCAGCAGAAGCCGGUUGAUGGCACUUUGGACACCAUGGAUAGAUCCACACAAGACCAAAAAGUUGCCAAAAGAUGUGCAGAAGCUGAUGUAGCAAACAGAGCUAAAAAACUGAAAACUGAAAACAAUAGUCAACACGAGGACAAUGCUGAUCUGAUCACUCCAGAUGCGGUAGAUGUUGUUGACCAAACGGAGAAACUUUGUGACAGUGUUGUAGAGCCAAAAUCAGCAGAUAAAACUGAACUUCUCUCCCAGCCUGGUGAACCUGUUGAAGUGAGUGAAGAGGCUGUCGCCAGUGCCUUAAAUAAAAUUACUAAAUCCUGCUUCGACUUGCUCCCUGUUGUUCGCAGCCAUGUGUUUGUUGGGAAGAUUCCUCAGGUCCCAGUGCUUCGUGAUGAAGAGAAAGAAGUGAUUAGUGAACUAAAUGGCAACAAGGAUUUAACAGAAGCUGUGUUAUUGGCGAUCAUUAAGAAGCUGAAGGCUGAGCGAAGUACCCUCGAUGGCGACUGUCUUCAAGCACUUUGUCGAGUUUAUGUUGCAAUCUGCCGACAACAGGGAGACCUUGAACGAGCUCGUCUUCUUUCCUAUAGUGUCCUAAAGGAAGAUUUUCCAGACUCAAGCAAACUGCUGUUGCUUAUCCUGAGUGUCUGGCAAAACAUGAUUUCUAUGCAAGGACCUGUUAAUAAAGCUAUGCAAGCUGUUGCCAAGCAACGUGCCAAAGGAGACAUUCUGGAUUGUUUGAGUGUAUACCUUAACUGGGAGAAGAAUCUGCCUCUGGAUAUAAGUAGUUUGAUAUCAAGUUUCCUUGUAGCAAUGCAGCAGAGUCCUAAAGUACGAUUCCAAGCGAGUAGUGAAUAUGGAAUGGAUUUCAAUGGCAAUAUGUGGGAGCUGAUAUAUGCCAUUGAUCUACUAUGCUCCCAACAACACUGGGCAUGGACACAUGAUUGCUUCAUAAGGAAGGAAGCGUGGCCAGUGAUGGAUAAAUGGAUGAAACGCAGAAAAGGAUAUCAAAAUGUUCUGCACGUUCAGGAUGUCACUGUUGCUGGCAUCAUGAGACUCAUUGGUUGCUUGGGUCAGCAAGGACUGAAGAAAAAUUUUCUGGUGGCUGUACAAAACAUUUCAACAAUAAUCAACGGGUUCCUCCAACACUCUUUUCAAGAAGGUGUCCCAUGGCCUGUACAGUUAUCAGCAGCUUAUACAGUUUAUGACCUGGCUCCUAGCAAUCCAAAGGGAGCUCUGGAGGCCUUCCAGAUAUGGAAUGCAUCAGUCACUGAACCAGUUCCUCCUGCAGCAAAAAACUGCCUAACCGAACUGGAGACUUUCUGUGAAAGAUUGAACUUUGAAACAAAAACCACAAACAUUGCAUCCAACAAACUGUGAUAAAUGAAAAGACAACAAAUUCCACCCUGCCGCCAGCACACACGUAUAGAGGUAAUAACUUUAAUUGCUGCAAAAAUACCUAAUGGUUAACUCAAUGUUGGUUUUCACAGUUUUGACAAUGAGACUAGUAUUGCAAUCUACUUGUACACUUCCUUCCUCUCAGUCAUCACCUAGAACUCUCUCUUAAUGCAGACAUCUAAAGAAAGUGUCGAUACAUUCUGAAACUGCAGUCUUGGGAUAUGCCUGAAUGUGCAAAUCCAUUUUAGGCAUAUAUUUUCAUAGAUAAAGAUUUUUCUGUUAAACUUGCUAAACCCAAAUAUUUGGGGGGUGGGGGGACUUCACAUAAUUGAAUAAAUCUGCUUUUUUAAAAAAAAGUUGAAAUAAUUUUGUAAAGUACAAAAAUUUAAACUUUGAGAGAUUUGUGCAAAUACUAGAUUGUUUUUAUUUUUGAAUUACUUGUCACUGAUAACCAAGUGUUUCUGCUGAAAGCCAGGAUUCUGAAGUAAAUCUUAAUGAUUAUAGAUCCUAUUCCUGAAAUUGCAAGUACAUGAAAAGAUAUUUUUGAAUGCUGAAGAAGCAGUCUUGUAUUUCUUACACUUCUCUUUUUUUAAUUUGGGCACCCCAAGCUUUUUUAUUUGCAACAUAAUGCCAGUUUAGCAUGACCCCAAUAUGCAGUGUGUAUUAACCUCAGUCAGAUCAGCUAUACAAAAUCAGGUUGCUCAUCUCCCAGUUCUAUUCAAGUCUUUUGGGUUUCAACAAAAUAUUCUGCUGCUCUUUAAUUUCCACCAGUCCCAACCCCAUUUUAUUGUUGAUUUCUCUAAAAAAUCACUAUGGAAAAUGUCCAUCCAUUUUGGGCUUUAACACACUGAAAUAAGCCAUCAUGCCUUGCUGGCUCUUUAAAAACAGCUAUUCAAUAAUACCCAAUUUCAGGAUCUUUUUUCAAAGCUGAAAAGAAAUGGCUGCAAAAUACAAUUUUCACAUAAUGUUAUACGAUUAAAAAAUAGUUAAAUGAAACAAACAUUAAACUUGUUUUUAAUAACCAAUAAAUAUGAUUUUCUUCAUUUUAAACCCUAUUAUAAUUAGUUCCCAUUCUGGUAAUAUUUCCUCCUCUUCCGUCCUAAUCAAAGGCCUGGAUAAGGAAAAGACAGUGUGGUCAGCAAUUACAUUUUCCUUGCUGAAAUGGAGGAACCUAUUAGGAAAACAUUAGUGCUUGAAAGCCACAAAAAAAAGUGUGCCUGAUCAGAACAGGCAACUGGGGAAUAUAAGACCAUAAAUCAUAAGAUAUAGGAGCAGAAUCAGGCCAUUUGGCUCAUUGAGUUUUGCAUGGUCGAACAACUAUGGCAGUUUUUAUGUAACCCCCAUUCGCAAGUAAAUGGUCAAAUAAAUCUGAAUCCUGACCACCUCCCCAUAACCAUUCGCCCCUUUACCAAUCAAGUUCAAUAUAUAUUUAAGAGCAGCUAUUAGUUCUAACUGUCUAUUCCUACAUUUAGCUCUGAAGUGAUAUGUGAAACCAGGGCGUAAGAAAAGAUGAUUAAGGAUUCAUUGCUGAAGUGAGUUGCAAUCUCUCAAAAGUAUUUAGAGGGGAGCAUAGUGUUACUAUUUUACUUUGUUUAAUCAAUUAGUUUGAUUAAAAUCAAAAAUUGGAAUUACACAUUUUUUACAGUUUGUCGAAGAUAUUAAGUUUCAAUAUUUGAACUAUGAUUAAGCAAUCUUUCUGUAAUAGCAACUAGUUCACUAUAUCUUGGCCUAAUCACAGCAUGUCAUUUUUUAGUCUUAACACCUUGAUGUUGUCAAGCUCUGCCAUAAAGGUUUUCAGGAUGUGGUGAAAUAUUUUGAGGUCUUUCUGUUUUAUCAGACUUAAUGUUAGUAAUUUCAAAAGUAGGAAGGUAUUAGCAGUAAUGUUUCUCUCCUGUUGUUAAUCAGUAUGGAGUGGCUUCAGAUUUUUAAAAAAAGUAUGCAUACAUGCUUAAAGCUUGUUGUUUAGAGUUAGAAGUAAGCAAAUGUGAGAGAACUGAUAGAAAGAUAACAAAAAUAUUUCAUUAUCAGCUAUUGCCUUUGAAGGUAAAGAACAUUUUCAGGGGGAAAGUGGGUAAAGAGUAAUCUUGUGGGAUGGGGGUAAGGAAGGAAGUAUUGAAUUAACUUUUCUGAGCUGCUCUCACAACUUAGCACAGUGAUAUUUUUCUUGCUUUAACAGCAUUCUUUACCACCUUCAAUCUAUUGCCAGCUGUGUUGUCUGUAAUUAUUUUGUAAAUUAAUUAUCUUCUCCAUUUUGGAUUUUGUAGAAAAUUGCAGGUUAGAAAUAGACAGAAAGUGCUGAGAGUAUUAUGAACAGGCCCAACGGGAGAGUAAAUUACAUUUUUACCCAUGCCACACCUUAAAUUAUUUUUCAGUAAACCAACAUUCCAAGAGUUUCCAUCUACACUGCACUUACAAAUUCCAUGCACAUGGAUGUAUUGUAUAAUAAUAAAACUGGAUCUUGGAUUGAAAAGAAUAUUUUAUAGAAUAUAUCUGACCACAAAAUUCCAAAUACAAAGAAACUAUUUUCAGGUCCAAAGCUACAAGUUUGCAUCCCAUUGCUAUGAUGAUUCAAUGAAAUUUGUUUUUUAUACAAUUAGAUAAAGCCCAGAUUGUUACAAAAAUUAGCAGUGUAGAUAAUGUAUUGGGUAUUUCAUUGUGUUGAAUUUCCCAUGUCUCUGGAUUGGCAGAACUUAGAUUAAUUAAUGUCUUUUGCCUAAGCUAUGUACAUAUGAUUAUUCAUAGUGAAAAACGAAUGUUUUUCUGUGAAUGCAUGUAAUUAUAUGAAACUUUGUUUCUGAUUAUUUUUGUUCCAUUUAGGAAUGUUUUAUGUACAAAGAUACAGGUGCAAUGUAGGGUUUGGGUUCUGUAUAAAGAUUAUUAAGUAAAUAUGUUUAACACUUGUAAGAAUUUUUUAAACUUUUUUUUAUACAAAUUCACGAAUUUUCAUGUGCAACACUUUUUAUAAUAAAAUCUGGAAUCACAUUUCGUGUUUU